Molecule: messenger RNA, 382 nt
Organism: Drosophila ficusphila
Lineage: Eukaryota; Metazoa; Arthropoda; Insecta; Diptera; Drosophilidae
Product: male-specific sperm protein Mst84Dc
Exons: 2
Coding region: 131-286 (51 amino acids)
Source: RefSeq, a predicted model, not a curated record
GUCACAUAUGAGUAUCGGUUGAAAAGCCGAGAAAAAAUCAGUCUUACCCCGGCAUUCAGCGCGACAAGAUCAAAAUUAAUUGUUCAGUGUUUUUUUUGGAUUUAAUUGUUUAAAAACUCUAAAAUUCAUCAUGUGUUGCGGCCCUUGCUGUGGAACUUGUUACUACCCGUGCUGUAGCCCUUGCUUCAGUGGCCGCUGUUUCGGGCCCAGAUGCGGAUUUUAUAGUGGUCCGUGCGGACCUUGCUGCGGGGGCGGGUGCUGCAGCAGUUGCGGACCGUCUUGUUAACGUGCGCUACUCUUAAACUCUGGACAAUAUGAAUUGUUGAUCGGCGCUCAAUCGACCGUACUACAAAAUCAAGCUGCAAUAAAGGUGUAGGACUAA